Molecule: messenger RNA, 819 nt
Organism: Histoplasma capsulatum G186AR
Lineage: Eukaryota; Fungi; Ascomycota; Eurotiomycetes; Onygenales; Ajellomycetaceae
Product: 60S ribosomal protein L9B
Exons: 5
Coding region: 137-715 (192 amino acids)
Biological process (GO): cytoplasmic translation
Cellular component (GO): cytosolic large ribosomal subunit; ribosome
Molecular function (GO): rRNA binding; structural constituent of ribosome
Source: RefSeq, a predicted model, not a curated record
GAGGUUGUAUCUCAAAACGACGACGACAACGACGACCAACGACCAAACCCUCUUCCUCUCUCUUUUCCUCCCUUUUCCUUUCCAUCUUCCCGCCUCGCAACAGAAGUUCCCGUCCAGAUUCCCGUCGUCGUUCAAGAUGCACUACAUUUAUUCCCAGGAGACAUUGCCGAUUCCCGACGAUGUGAAUGUGCACAUCCGCUCGCGGGUCGUCACCGUGGAGGGACCACGAGGCAAACUUGUCAAGGACCUCUCCCACAUCGCCGUCUCCUUCACUAUGCCCAAGAAGAGCCUGCUCGCCAUCGAGAUCCACCAUGGCGCCCGUAAGGCCAUUGCCUCCCUCCGAACCGUCCGCACCCUCAUCAACAACCUGAUCAUCGGCGUCACUCGUGGCUUCAAAUAUAAGAUGCGCUACGUCUAUGCCCAUUUCCCCAUCAACAUCAACAUUGAGAAUAACAAGGAGACUGGACUUGCUGAGGUUGAGAUCCGAAACUUCCUGGGCGAGAAGAGAGUCCGCCGUGUUGUCUGCCAGCCAGGUGUCGAUAUCAUUGUCUCCCCCAACGUUAAGGAUGAGCUACAACUUUCCGGAAACUCGCUGGAGGGCGUUUCACAGAGUGCUGCCGAUAUCCAACAAAUUUGCCGGGUCAGGAAUAAGGAUAUCCGAAAAUUCUUGGAUGGUGUGUACGUUUCGGAGAAGGGCAAUAUCAUUGAGGAGUAGAUAGGUGGUUACUCGUGUUCACUAUUUUAGACGAUAUAGCGAGCGGGACAAGGAAAAAAAAAGGGAAAAGGGGGACAGAGGAAGGAAAAUUAAUUUUCAAACAA